GCUCAAUCUCAAUCUCCGGCGGCCGCUGCUGCGCUGUACGCGGAGUCCAGCUCCCGGGCCAUAAAGGGCCGCGCGGGACCAGCGUUGGAGCGCCCCGCCCCGGGCCCGCGCAGGCGCCCCGCCCCGCCCGGACAUUCCUACAAGCGGCCCAACCAGCUGGACGAGGUCCACUCCCCGCGGCUCCCGGCGGCAGCAGGUGGCCCCGGACUUUCCGCUGUCACCGCGGGCCGCGCGCCCCUUUGCGCCCCGGAGCCCUCUGCGCUACCCUUACGGGGCGUGAUGGAGGCGGACGGGGACCGGGAGGAGCUGGCCCACCUGCGCUCGCUCUUCGCUGCCUGCGACGCGAACCGCUCGGGGCGCCUGGAGCGCGAGGAGUUCGGCGCGCUGUGCGCGGAGCUGCGUGUGCGGCCGGCCGACGCCGAGGCCGUGUUCCAGCGGCUAGACGCUGACCGCGACGGCGCCAUCACCUUCCAGGAGUUCGCGCGCGGCUUCCGUGGGUCCUGCCGCGGGGGGCGGCACCGAGGCUGGGCUCCCUGGGAGCCCGCGUCCGCCUCAGCCCGGGUGGGACCCGACCCCGAGGACAGCCAAGAGGAUGAGGGCGACGGGGACACGUUGGCAGCCCCCUGGGGUCGGGCGAGCGCCGGCCAGGCUUGGCAGGACUUCCAGGCGCGACUUGGAGACGAGGCCAAAUUCAUCCCCAGAAAAGAGCAAGUUAGUACCUUGUAUCUAAACAUCAACCUUGUGGAGCCAAGACUUAUUCAGUCAUACGAGCAUGUUAUAAGGAACUUUAUCCGUGAGAUCAAACUGCAGAGCACAGAAAUGGAAAACCUGGCCAUUGCAGUGAAGAGAGCCCAGGACAAGGCAGCCAUGCAGCUGAGUGAGUUGGAGGAGGAAAUGGAUCAGAGGAUUCAGGCAGCAGAACACAAGACGCGUAAAGAUGAAAAACGUAAGGCUGAGGAAGCCCUCAGUGACCUCAGACGUCAGUAUGAAACAGAAGUAGGAGAUCUACAGGUGACAAUAAAGAAACUUAAAAAGCUAGAAGAACAAUCAAAACACCUAAGUCAAAAAGAAGAUGUGGCUGCCUUAAAAAAGCAGAUUUAUGAUUUAUCAAUGGAAAAUCAGAAAGUUAAGAAAGAUCUUUUAGAAGCACAGACAAACAUAGCCUUCCUCCAGAGUGAAUUAGAUGCUUUGAAAAGUGAUUAUGCCGAUCAGACUCUGAAUUCAGAAAGGGAUCUGGAAAUAAUCCGAGAGUACACAGAAGAUCGAAAUAGUCUUGAGAGGCAAAUUGAAAUACUCCAAACAGCUAACCGGAAGUUACAUGACAGUAAUGACGGCCUUAGGAGUGCCCUUGAAAACAGUUACAGCAAGUUCAACAGAUCUUUGCGCAUAAGUAAUAUAUCACCAGGGAAUACAAUUUCUAGGAGCAGUCCCAAAUUUAAUGGUCAUUCUCCUCAUCCUCUGGGCUUUGACAGGUCAUCCCGCUCCUCCUACGUGGAUGAGGACUGUGACUCAUUGGCCCUCUGUGACCCUAUGCAGAGGAUGAAUUGUGAGGUGGACAGCCUUCCCGAGAGUUGCUUUGACAGCGGCUUGUCUACCCUGAGAGACUCCAACGAAUAUGACUCGGAGGUGGAAUACAGGCACCAGAGGGCACUUCAGAGGUCACACGGCACGCAGGAGAGCUUUGGGGGUGAUGCUUCAGACGUAGACGUUCCUGAUAUAAGGGAUGAAGAGACGUUUGGUGCCGAAGGUGUGGCUGCCAUCUUAGACUGGAAACCCCAGGGGUCCACUAGUGAGGGCAGCGUCGUCAGUUCUUCAAGAAAGCCCAUCUCAGCUCUGUCACCACAGACAGACAUGGUGGAUGGCGACCAUAAAUCUUCCAGCUCACAGAAGGCUUACAAGAUUGUACUUGCUGGGGAUGCUGCAGUGGGAAAGUCUAGUUUCCUCAUGAGGCUCUGCAAGAAUGAAUUUCGAGGAAAUACAAGUGCCACCCUGGGAGUCGAUUUUCAGAUGAAAACUCUCCUUGUGGACGGAGAGCGCACAGUCCUGCAGCUCUGGGAUACGGCUGGUCAGGAGAGGUUCAGAAGUAUCGCCAAGUCUUACUUCAGAAGAGCAGAUGGCGUUCUGCUGUUGUACGAUGUUACGUGUGAGAAAAGCUUUCUCAAUGUUCGAGAAUGGGUGGACAUGAUUGAGGAUGCAACCCAGGAGAGUGUUCCUAUCAUGUUGGUAGGAAACAAGGCUGACCUCCAUGAUGCUGCUGCAGCAGAGGAACAGAAGUGUGUCCCAGGAUACUUGGGAGAAAAACUGGCCAUGACCUAUGGGGCAUUAUUCUGUGAAACCAGUGCCAAAGAUGGCUCGAAUAUAGUGGAAGCUGUUCUCCAUCUUGCUCGGGAAGUGAAAAAAAGGACCGAUGAAGAUGACAGCAAAUCCAUUACCAAUCUGACCGGGACCAGUUCCAGAAAGUCAGCGCAGAUGAAGAACUGUUGUAGUAGUUAAAUCCCAAACAUCCUUGGCCUGUCAGGAGAAUGUUCUGGAAUAUAUACUUUUAUAAUGGCUGCUAACUUGGUAAAUACAUGAAAUAACACUGAAUUGUUAAAAGGGGGAAGUUUAUGAGACGUGAAUUAUAUCUCAUUAAAAAAAAAAAACAUACUACCACUUUUAACAUUUUGCCCAAGGAAAAUGUGCAUGAUUGUUUCAGACCUUCCCAUGAUUUACAAGCAUAAUCCCUAAUAUGGUACAAAUCUCUGAACUCUGUCAUGGCCAGCAUUUACUACCUAAAAUAAUGAACAGUGAAAAAAAUGUUAUGUAUAGUUUUGGAAACUCAUCUCUUCACAAGAGGUACUGUCCUUAGGAAUGGGAAAUCACAGUCUUUUAUUUAAUGUGACUAGUGACUCCUCCUCACCAACAAUGUGUUGGGUCUUGCUCUCCUUCUAGAAUCUGCAGUGCCUCCCAGAUUUCCCCACUGAAAGGUCUCUAACAGCUGAAGGAGUCAACACCUGACUCUAGAAAAGCCUGGUUUUUUGUUUUUGGCUUUUGUUUCUCAGUGGCCUUGAACCAAUUAAGUUAUCCCCAACUAGAGGUUUGAACUUACCUUGGUUCAUAUAGUUCCAGCUUCCAAGUGGUCUUCCGGAAAUACCUUAAAAACUUAUUUAUUAUAUUACAUAAGCUAAUAACAUUCCUUUUUGUUGAAUUAAAACAAUUCCAUGGAGCAGUUUUUCCCCUGUUUAUGGUUUUUAUGAUCAAAUCUUUAAUUCCCCAGCUUCAUUUUCUUUUAAGUGAAAACUGACCAGAUAUGUUAUACACCAAGAUUAUAAAGAGCCACAACAUCCUCAAGUGCAAAUGCUUGCCUUCUCUCUAUUGACAUCUAGGUAUUUUGAUGGCAAAGUUUGAUCUAUCCCUGGCGACUCUACCAUGCAUUUCUGUUCAAUGGCUUAGGUCGCACCAAGUUUACAUUUUUGACCAGAAAGAGCGCCUCGCUGGUCGAAUAGUGUCAAACUGAGCUGUGGGGGAGGUGUUAUUUCUGUGCCUUCGUGAGAUGCACGUUUUGCCACUGCUGGUUGCCUCUGCGGCAUCUUUGGAACCUGGCUUAGAAAGGUUCUGUGUGUUGACAUAUGGGACAGUUGUUCAGGUGUUUGGUGCAGUUGCACAAAACUCUGUGAGUAUAGUUGUUACUGUGUUGCCUUUAUUUCCCCUCAGAGUG
This is a messenger RNA of Mustela erminea (ermine), 3697 nucleotides long. RefSeq names its product ras and EF-hand domain-containing protein. The coding region runs from base 280 to 2493 and encodes 737 amino acids. Lineage: Eukaryota; Metazoa; Chordata; Mammalia; Carnivora; Mustelidae. The record is from RefSeq and is a predicted model, not a curated record. Gene Ontology annotation, molecular function: GTPase activity; calcium ion binding; GTP binding. The transcript is spliced from 18 exons.